AUGGGAACUGAGCCGGCAGAGCAGGUCUCCUGGGGUCCCUACUCUGGGGACGAUGACGAGGCAUACUCGUCUGAGCCCUUACCGGAGCUCUGCUACAAGGCAGACGUCCAGGCCUUCAGCAGGGCCUUCCAACCCAGUGUCUCCUUGACGGUUGCUGCGCUAGGUCUGGCUGGCAAUGGCUUGGUUCUGGCAACACACCUGGUGGCUCGCCGAGGAGCCCGCUCGCCCACCUCAGCCCACCUGCUCCAGCUGGCUCUAGCCGACCUCCUGCUGGCAUUGACUCUGCCCUUUGCUGCAGUUGGGGCUCUGCAGGGCUGGAGCCUGGGCAGUGCCACCUGCCGUGCCAUCUCCGGCCUCUACUCGGCCUCCUUCCAUGCCGGAUUCCUCUUCCUAGCCUGUAUCAGCGCCGACCGCUACGUGGCAAUUGCACGGGCCCUCCCGGCUAGGCCGCGGCUGUCAGCGCCAGGCCGGGCACACUUGGUCUCUGCUGUCGUAUGGCUGCUGUCACUGCUCCUGGCGCUGCCCGCGCUCCUCUUCAGCCAGGAUGGGCAGCGGGAAGGCCAGCGGCGCUGCCGCCUCAUCUUCCCCGAGGGCCUCAUGCAGACGGUGAAGGGGGCGAGCGCGGUGGCGCAGGUGGUCCUGGGCUUCGCACUGCCACUGGGCGUCAUGGCGGCCUGUUACGCGCUCCUUGGACGCACGCUGCUGGCCGCCAGGGGGCCCGAGCGCAGGCGCGCGCUGCGCGUCGUGGUGGCCCUAGUGGCGGCCUUCGUAGUACUGCAGCUGCCCUACAGCCUCGCCCUGCUGCUGGAUACCGCCGAUCUGUUGGCUGCUCGUGAACGGAGCUGCCCAGCCAGCAAGCGCAAGGACCUAGCUCUGCUGGUGACCGGCGGCUUGGCCCUCGCCCGCUGCGGCCUCAACCCAAUUCUCUACGCUUUUCUAGGGCUGCGCUUCCGCCAGGACCUCCGGAGGCUGCUCCGGGGUGGGAAUUGCAGCUCCGGGCCUCAGAUCAGCGGCCGCUGCCCCCGCGGGCCCCGCCUGUCUUCCUGCUCCGCUCCCACUGAGACCCACAGCCUCUCCUUCUAGGACAACCAGAGAUGCAAUUCUAAAGGGGGGCGGUCUGAGGAAACUAUACCGGGGAGGAUAGUAGGAAAGGGAGUAGGUGAAAGAACACCGAGAAGGAGGUAGGGACCUAAAGGGAUUGCUUCUGUGCCUUGACACAUUAAAUUGAUAACAUGAAAAUGA
Chrysochloris asiatica (Cape golden mole) is the source of this 1242-nucleotide messenger RNA. It is a transcript of the gene CCR10, whose product is annotated as chemokine (C-C motif) receptor 10. Gene Ontology annotation, cellular component: membrane. The coding region runs from base 1 to 1083 and encodes 360 amino acids. The transcript is spliced from 2 exons. Gene Ontology annotation, molecular function: C-C chemokine receptor activity. The record is from RefSeq and is a predicted model, not a curated record. Gene Ontology annotation, biological process: G protein-coupled receptor signaling pathway; immune response; chemotaxis. NCBI's taxonomy places the organism in Eukaryota, Metazoa, Chordata, Mammalia, Afrosoricida, Chrysochloridae.